Molecule: messenger RNA, 1699 nt
Organism: Limulus polyphemus (Atlantic horseshoe crab)
Lineage: Eukaryota; Metazoa; Arthropoda; Merostomata; Xiphosura; Limulidae
Product: GTP-binding protein Di-Ras2-like
Exons: 2
Coding region: 135-866 (243 amino acids)
Molecular function (GO): GTPase activity; GTP binding
Source: RefSeq, a predicted model, not a curated record
AUUGUUUGUUUGUUUCAGAGUUUCAGAGCGAAGCCACAUUGAGUUACCUGGAUUUUAGCGUUGUAAGUCCGCGAGUUACCACUGUCCCACCGGGGGACUACUCUAAUGUUGGCCACAAGAGAGAAUCAUAGACAAUGAGCGAACGUUCAUCUCAUCACGUGCGGCUGGUGGUGCUGGGGGGAUCAGCUGUUGGAAAGUCGUCUAUCAUCAACAGAUUUCUCUUCGACACCUACAGUGAGAAACAUUGUCCUACUGUGGAAGAUAUGCAUUAUCGGGAGUUCGAUGUGGGCUCAAUGACCCUGAGAGUGGAUUUCCUGGAUACCGCUGGCGACAUGCAGUUUCCAGCAAUGAGGCGACUCUCUAUAGCCAACGCACAGGCCUUUCUUCUUGUAUACAGCAUAGCCAACAGGGAUUCCUUCGAAAUCCUGAAGAAGUGCCUUGAAGAGAUCCGGGAACAGCGUGCCGACUUUCAAGAGAUUCCCAUGGUUGUUGUUGGGAACAAACUGGACGUAGCCGUUGAUCUUCGAGAGUUGCCAAAAAAAGACGUCGCCGAGUGGGUUUACUGUGAACUUCCUCGACUUCGAGUCAAAGUCUUGGAAUGUUCUGCAAAAGAUGGCGUCAACAUCACAGAACUCUUUCGAUCCUUCCUCAGUCUAGCUAAAUUACAAUUUCCGUCAGACUCUACCGGUUUUCAUCGUCGUUCCAGUGCACACGGAUCUAGCAGAAAAACCAAAGGUCCAGAAGAAGGAGUUCAGAAGAGCGAGCCACGCAGUCGAAGUCUGAUCCGACGAGUGAGUAAGAAGUUUUCGAAAAUGCGAGAACAUGCUCAUCGUGAUAAUGGAUCGAACGACUGUACUGUAUCGUGAUUGCUCACAACGUUCACUUGCUUCUGAAUCCUUUUAUGUCUUCGAAUUGUACUGAAAUGAUUUUUUUUUAAUUAAGUAUUCGCCACUCUUCCCAUUCCAGGGCUGACUCGCGCGCUCCCUACUUACGGGAUUACCUGACUGUUCUUUCUGGCAUGCCGACGCUAUAAAUUUGUGAUGUUAAACAAACACAUAUCAGAAGAAUAACCCACUAAAACUUUUUGUAAACUCCUGUCCACACAUUUUUUAUCUUACGGUGAAAAUCUGACACCGUUUAAAGAAGUGACAUAAAACUGUCAGAUUGAUUUCUUUUAUAAAAAAGAUUUUCAUUUGAAAUGAGUUUGGAUAAUAAUAUGCUAUGAAAUAUAAUCCAUUUUUGUAGAUGAUUUUCUUUUUCUUUUCUGAGAAGAGUAAUACUAAUUAGAUUUUAAAAGUAAUGACCUUUUAGUUAAUACCGAAAUUUAAAAAAUGCAGAAUGCUAUUAUAAAAAUUAAUCGUAAUAUAUUAUUAACUAGUAAAUACUAAUAUAACACGUUGUGUACUGAUGCUUUGUCAGCACCAGAAUUCAAUGUUUGUAGUGGUUCUUAGAACUAGUAAAUACUAAUAUAACACGUUGUGUAAUGAUGCUUUGUCAGCACCAGAAUUCAAUGUUUGUGGUGGUUCUUAGCACUAGUAAAUACUAAUAUAACACGUUGUGUAAUGAUGCUUUGUCAGCACCAGAAUUCAAUGUUUGUAGUGGUUCUUAGAAGUGAGAUUUUAGUUUACUGGAGAAAUUUAGUGACCUUGUGUUGAAAGGUUUUAUGUUUUAAUAAACAGAAUAUAUGGCCGCAUUGUGA